AUGUCACCACCGUACCUAUCAGUGAUUCACUGGAUGCUCAAGGUGCUCGGUAAAGCCAGUCUCCCGGAUACCGAAGCCCAGUUCAAAGCGGCCCCGAUAACCACCAUUUCAAGGCCGGCGUUCAGCGAAUUGCCACUACGCAAAGGAGAUCCCAAGGGGUCUGCCUGGCAGCUCUGGGGCAAGGAUGAUGAGCUUGGCUCGCUGAAUCUGAUCACGGAGGAUGUCAGCCGGUCGGCCGCGGCGGAGGUUGCCCUGGGGAAAUCAGUUAACCUGAACCUCCCGUUGGACGUGCCGCUCAAACCGAUGAAUCCCCGCAGGAAGCCGUGUGUGCAUACCUUCAUCGCCAAAGGGCAUGCCAAUGACGACGAGCUCGACUUCAACACGCAGAGCUCCAGCCAUUGGGAUGGACUCCGACAUUUCCCGUACAAGGAAACGGGUCAAUUCUACAAUGGGGUUACACAGGAGGAGCUGCUAGCGACAGAAAGGAUAGGGAUUCAAAACGUCGCAAUAAACCCGAUAGUGACUCGCGGAGUCCUUGUGGAUUGGUACUCGUUCGCGUUAAGGAAUGGCUUACCGCACCGGGCAUUUACCAACCAAGCAAUCCCACUAGAGCAGUUACUACAGGUUGCACGAGAGCAAGGUGUUACUUUCCGGAGGGGUGACGUCCUUAUAAUCCGCACAGGCUGGACAGCGGCAUAUUCAAAACUAAGCACGGAGGAAAAAGAAAGACUCGGUGGUCGCGAUGAUCGCGCAUCGAUCGGAGUUGAAGCCACAGAGGACUACUUUCGAUGGCACUGGGAGCAGCAGUUUGCAGCCGUGGCCAGCGAUACAGUUGCCUACGAGGCCUGGCCGUCCCCAAGGUCUUGGGGCGUGUGUAUGCACGAGGUGCUGCUUAGCGGCUGGGGCACGCCAAUUGGGGAGUGCUGGGAUCUGGAGGAGCUCAGCGAGACUUGUAAGAAGAUGAAUCGGUGGACUUUCUUGUUGACUAGCCAACCGUUGAACCUGCCCGGAGGGGUUGCCAGUCCACCAAAUGCUACUGCGGUCUUUUAGCGAGGGAAAUAGACAGAUGUUAGUUAG
This is a messenger RNA of Aspergillus versicolor CBS 583.65, 1077 nucleotides long. RefSeq lists its product as uncharacterized. The transcript has 4 exons. Lineage: Eukaryota; Fungi; Ascomycota; Eurotiomycetes; Eurotiales; Aspergillaceae. Gene Ontology annotation, molecular function: arylformamidase activity. The record is from RefSeq and is a predicted model, not a curated record. The coding region runs from base 1 to 1050 and encodes 349 amino acids.